UUUAUUUUCUCUUAUAAAUUAUCAGAAGCGAGAGUUUUAUGAUCGUAAUUUUACAAGUUGUUGGAGAUAAUGGUCACUGAGCCCUUCCAGUGCUGCACAGCUGCACAUAGAAACCAGAUGUUGUUUUACCUGAGGCUUUCUUCUUGAUGCGCUCCGGAAGGACCUUCUUUUGUUAGUUAGGGAAAGAAAUUCUUGGAAGGUUUUCUCGCUGAAAAUAUGCUCUACUCUUCUGCAGAUAUAUCAUUUUCCCUUUGUGUAUGCCUUUCAACAACUCAUUAAUUGAGUAAACAAUGAUACUUCAUCAUUCAUUCCAAAGUAGUUAUGGUUGGCUCACUUAAUUUUAAUUCAUGAUUCCAUUUUACUCAAAAUUAUUUAUCUUCCCAUUUUAUUGUUGAGAACUACUUAAUGUCUGUGUAUUAAAUUAUUACUGCUUUGUUAAAAUUCUUACAAUGGUGUGUUUUCGUAUCUAUACGUGUAAAAUUGUUCUCUUUACAUCUGUUGUGUGGUUUAUGAUUGGAGCCCUUGUUCUUAUGUACUACACUGAGUGCAAUGGUAGUAAUGGUUUAUGUAUAAAAAGAACAGUUGUGAUGAAAUCUUUGAAACAUGAAGACGAAUCUGCAUCAAAGUAUUCUAAAACAAUUAAAGGAAAGUUUGCGAAAUGGGAAGAACCAGAAUACAGAACAAAUCCUGCCCAUUGGGUUGGCGAGUUGGGAAAAGCUGUUUCAAUUCCAAAAGAAGAGGAAGCUCUCAAAAAUGAGAAGUUCAAGUUGAAUCAAUUUAAUUUGCUUGCUAGUGAUCGAAUUGCCUUGAAUAGAAGUCUUUUAGAUGUUCGACUUGAAGGUUGUAGGAAGAAAGAGUAUCCCAAACUCUUACCUACAACUAGUAUUGUUAUUGUUUUUCAUAAUGAAGCAUGGUCUACAUUGCUGCGAACAGUUUAUAGUGUCAUACGCACAUCUCCUUCAUCAUUAAUAGCUGAAAUCAUUUUGGUUGAUGAUGCUAGUGAAAGAGAUUACUUGGGCAGAAAGUUAGAAAAUUAUGUAUCAAAACUUAGCAUUCCAACCAAAGUAAUGCGAACGGGUAAAAGGUCGGGUCUUAUUCGAGCUCGCUUACUUGGUGCUACUGCUACAACUGGACAAGUAAUUACAUUCCUUGAUGCACAUUGUGAGUGUACAAAAGGAUGGCUGGAACCUUUAAUGUCCCGAAUAGCUGAAGACAGGACUCGUGUGGUAUGCCCAAUCAUAGAUGUUAUUAGUGAUGAAACCUUUGAAUAUGUGCCUGCAUCUGAUAUGACUUGGGGUGGUUUCAACUGGAAACUUAACUUUCGUUGGUACAGAGUUCCUCAACGUGAAGUGGAUCGAAGAGGAGGAGAUCGCACACUUCCUUUAAGAACUCCAACAAUGGCUGGAGGAUUAUUUUCCAUCGAUAAAGGGUUCUUUGAAGAACUUGGUAAAUACGAUCAAGGAAUGGACAUUUGGGGAGGAGAAAAUUUAGAGCUCUCAUUUCGGAUAUGGAUGUGUGGUGGCUCACUAGAAAUUGUAACAUGUUCCCACGUGGGACACGUGUUCCGAAAAUCUACACCAUAUACAUUUCCUGGAGGAACAAGUAAAAUUGUUAAUCACAACAAUGCCCGACUUGCUGAGGUGUGGUUAGAUGAAUGGAAAGAAUUUUACUAUGCAAUUAAUCCAGGUGCUAGGACAGCUGAUAUAGGUGAUUUGACUGAAAGAAAGAAACUUCGAAAGGAUUUGAAAUGCAAGAGCUUCAGAUGGUUUUUAGAAAAUAUUUAUCCUGAAUCUCAAAUGCCAUUGGAUUACUACUAUUUGGGAGAGGUCAAAAAUGCUGAGACUGCUAACUGUUUAGAUACUUUUGGUAGAAAAAGUGGUGAAAAUGUAGCAAUGGGAACAUGUCAUGGAUUAGGUGGAAAUCAAGUCUUUGCUUAUACUAAGAGACAGCAAAUAAUGUCUGAUGAUAACUGUUUGGAUGCAGCUUCGAGCGAAGGACCUGUCAAGCUUUUACGCUGCCAUGGAAUGGGUGGGAAUCAAAUGUGGUCGUAUGACAAAGAGGAUGAAACAGUUAUACAUUCUCAAAGUGGGCGCUGCCUCGACAAACCAGACGAUUCUGAUGUCACUCUUCCAACCUUAAAAAAAUGUGAUGGUCGACAGUCACAGAAAUGGAUAAUGAAUAAUAGUUUUAAAUGGCAGGAUUCAUCAUAACAGUUGGAGAGAGAAAAAUUCCUGAAAAAUUAUAUCUGUGAUGAGCAAAGUACAAGACUUUAAUUGGUGCAUUUCUGACUAGAUUGGGAAUAAAUGUGUAUAUAUUGCUCAUUCUACAAUAUGCCAAAUAAAAAUAGGACUCAAGUUCUGUAGCAUGAACUAUACAAAAUGUAAUGUACAUUCCACUCGAUACAACUCAUUGCAGUAUACUGGUAAUGCUGCAAAACUUCUUGCUUUCCACUAAAGGUAUUCGGUAUAUUAAAUUCCACUGUUCCUGAUAUUUUCUAGAAUACUUAUUAUUAAAUCAUUAUUUAUAAAAUGUUAUAGAUAAUUUACCUUUUACAGUAUUUGUGUUAAUAAAAUA
Messenger RNA from Uloborus diversus, 2574 nucleotides. Its product is annotated as polypeptide N-acetylgalactosaminyltransferase 5-like. Gene Ontology annotation, cellular component: Golgi apparatus. Lineage: Eukaryota; Metazoa; Arthropoda; Arachnida; Araneae; Uloboridae. The transcript has 14 exons. The record is from RefSeq and is a predicted model, not a curated record. The coding region runs from base 450 to 2210 and encodes 586 amino acids.